This is a messenger RNA of Pelobates cultripes (western spadefoot toad), 200 nucleotides long. The record is from the annotation of a GenBank genome assembly. NCBI's taxonomy places the organism in Eukaryota, Metazoa, Chordata, Amphibia, Anura, Pelobatidae.
AUGGCUGCCACAGCGGCCCCAGCCACACCAACACCAUCCCGCUCUGCAGCCCACUCUCCUACACUGAAAAUGUCAGACCUUCUGAGUGUCCAGCUCCCAUCACUGGUGGUCCCACAUGACAAUGACCUUGCAACUAGAAGGGACAAAACUGGGUGCAAGACCUUCAGAAAAUUAUUUCUACAGAUCUGGGAAUCCUUAAG